AUGGCUCCUGCUGCGCUUCACGACGCCUCGGCCGUCAAGAGCGAGAACUCCAAGGCCGUCAAGGUCCUCGAGGAGCUCCUCAGCAAGCUCACCGUCUCCAAGGCCCAGGAUGAGAUCAACGCCUCUGCCAGCUCCAUUGCCACCUUCAUCAACGGUGACAUCGAGGAGGCUGAUGCCCCCACCAAGGCUGUCGACCUUCUGAAGAAGCAGCUUGGCAACAAGAAGGAUGCCGUUGCCCGUGAGCGCGCUCUCGAUGCCAUUCGCGCCAUCGCCCAGCACGCCCAGGUCUCCGCCGCCGUCGAGCCCUACCUCGUCGCCCUUCUGCCGAACGUGCUGGCCGCUGUCGGUGACAAGAUGAGCGGCGUCAAGGUCGCUGCUCAGACCGCUGCCGAGGCCAUUGUUGCCGCCGCCAACCCCAACGCCGUCAAGGCCAUCAUCCCCCACAUCUCCCACUCCCUCGAGAACGCUCAGAAGUGGCCCGAGAAGAUGACCGACCUCAAGUGCAUCGAGACACUCGCUGCCUCUGCUCCCGCUCAGAUGGCUUUCCGUGUCCCUGAUUUGAUCCCCGUCAUCUCUGGUGCCAUGUGGGACACCAAGCCUGAGGUCAAGAAGGCUGCUUACGCCACCAUGGAGAAGAUCUGUGCCUUGAUCUCCAACAAGGAUAUCGAGCGCUUCAUUCCCGAGCUCAUCAAGUGUAUCUCCAAGCCCGAGAACGUCCCCGAGACUGUUCACUUGCUCGGUGCCACCACCUUCGUCACUGACGUUCACGAGCCUACCCUGGCUAUCAUGGUCCCUCUUCUUGAGCGUGGUCUCGUUGAGCGCGAGACUGCCAUCAAGCGUAAGACCGCUGUCAUCAUUGACAACAUGUGCAAGCUUGUCGAGGACCCCCAGAUUGUCGCCGCUUUCUUGCCCAAGCUUAUGCCCGCUCUUGAGAAGAACUACGACAACCUCGCUGACCCCGAGGCUCGUGAGAAGACCCGCCAGGGUCUCGACACCCUCAUCCGUGUCGGUCACGUCAAGGACGGCAAGAUCCCCGAGAUCGAGAGGUACGGUGACAUUUCUACCAUUGCUGGAAACCUCAAGGCUGUUCUUCCUUCGAAGUACAAGCUCGACGACAAAUUCACUCCCGUUGUCGACUACAUUGGUGCCAUCGGUGGUCAACUCAUCGACGAGAAGGACUACGAGGGCUUGAACUGGCAGGCUAACGCCGGCCCCUUCGUCGCUGUCCUUGUUGGCGAGGAGGAGGCUAAGGAUAUCACUGAGAACCUUCGUAAGAAGUCUCUGCCUGCCUCCGUUGCUGAGGAUGUUGCUGAGCCCGAUGAGGAGGAAGGCGAGGACCUUUGCAACUGCACAUUCAACUUGGCCUAUGGUGCUAAGAUCCUGCUCAACCAGACCCAUCUCCGCCUGAAGCGUGGUCAGCGUUAUGGUCUUCUCGGACCCAACGGUUCCGGUAAGACCACUCUCAUGCGCGCCAUCAACAACGAGCAGGUUGAGGGUUUCCCCAAGCAGAACGAGGUCAAGACUGUCUACGUUGAGCACGACUUGGACUCUGCCGAUACUGAGAUGACUGUCAUCGGCUGGACCAUGAAGAAGCUCCGCGACGUUGGUAUCCAGGACGAGCAGCCCGACAUCGAGAAGACUCUCAUUGAGUUCGGCUUCACCAAGGAGCAGAUCGAGGGUCCCAUCACUGCCCUCUCCGGUGGUUGGAAGAUGAAGCUUGCGCUUGCCCGUGCCGUGUUUGAGAAGCCCGAUAUCCUUCUUCUCGACGAGCCCACCAACCACAUGGACGUCAAGAACGUCAAGUGGCUCGAGGACUACCUCAUCAACUCUCCUUGCACAUCCAUUGUCAUCUCCCACGACAGCAAGUUCUUGAACAACGUCAUCCAGCACGUCGUUCACUACGAGCGCUUCAAGCUCAAGCGUUACCGCGGUAACCUCGAUGAGUUCGUCAAGCGUGUGCCCUCUGCCAGGUCAUACCACGAGCUCAGCGCCUCCGACAUGGAGUUCAAGUUCCCCGAGCCCGGUUUCCUCGAGGGUGUCAAGACCAAGGCCAAGGCUAUCCUCCGUGCCACCAACAUGAGCUUCCAGUACGAGGGCACCUCCAAGCCCCAGAUUGCCGACAUCACCUUCCAGUGCUCGCUUUCUUCCCGUAUUGCUGUCAUUGGUCCCAACGGUGCCGGAAAGUCCACUCUUGUCAACGUCCUGACUGGUGAGCUUGUCCCUACCUCUGGUGAGAUCUACCACCACGAGAACAUCCGUAUCGCCUACAUUAAGCAACACGCUUUCGCCCAUAUCGAUCACCACCUCGACAAGACUCCUUCCGAGUACAUCCAGUGGCGUUUCCAGACUGGUGAGGACCGUGAGACCAUGGACCGUGCCAACAAGAUCAUCACCGAUGAAGAUGAGAAGGCCAUGGACAAGAUCUACCGUAUCGAGGGUACCCAGCGUCGUGUCAUUGGUAUCAACUCCCGCAGAAAGUUCAAGAACUCGUACGAGUACGAGUGUUCGUUCGCUAUCGGAGAGAACGUCGGCAUGAAGAACGAGAGGUGGACACCUAUGAUGUCUGCUGACAACGCCUGGAUCCCCCGUACUGAGAUCAUGGCUUCCCACUCCAAGAUGGUCGCCGAUGUCGAUCAGAAGGAGGCUCUUGCCAGCGGUCAGUUCCGUCCUCUGGUCCGUAAGGAGAUCGAGUCUCACUGCGCCAACUUCGGUCUCGACGCUGAGCUCGUUUCUCACUCGCGUAUGCGUGGUCUGUCCGGUGGUCAGCGUGUCAAGGUUGUCCUUGCCGCUUGCUCGUGGCAGCGCCCCCACUUGAUCGUCCUCGACGAGCCCACCAACUACCUCGACCGUGACUCUCUCGGUGCCCUUUCCAAGGCCAUCAAGUCCUUCGAGGGUGGUGUUAUCAUCAUCACUCACUCCGCUGAGUUCACCAAGAACCUCACUGAGGAAGUCUGGGCUGUUCUUGACGGCAAGAUGACUCCUUCCGGCCACAACUGGGUCCAGGGUCAGGGUGCCGGUCCCCGUCUCACCGAGAAGGGUGAGGAGGAAGAGAAGUUCGACGCUAUGGGCAACAAGAUUGCUGCCACCGAGAAGAAGAAGAAGCUCACUUCCAGCGAGAUGCGCAAGAAGAAGAAGGACCGCAUGGCCCGCCGCAAGCGUGGUGAGGAGGUCUUCUCCGAUGAGGACGACUAA
Molecule: messenger RNA, 3192 nt
Organism: Ascochyta rabiei
Lineage: Eukaryota; Fungi; Ascomycota; Dothideomycetes; Pleosporales; Didymellaceae
Product: translational elongation factor EF-1 alpha
Exons: 5
Coding region: 1-3192 (1063 amino acids)
Molecular function (GO): translation elongation factor activity; ATP binding; ATP hydrolysis activity
Source: RefSeq, a predicted model, not a curated record